AUGUCAUACAUGCUUGAUCACUUCAAUCCACUCACUUUGCUAAAGGCACCCGAUGAGCUACUCACAGUCUACAUAAGAUGCUGUAAACUAUUGGACGACAUUGGACUUCAACGCUACUCAAUGCUCAUCUACCUUCUCAUGCGAGCCAAGAGCAUUCCAAUGAAUACCAAUCUCUGGAUCAAUGGCAUUCGAUCAAUUGUGUCAUUCAAACAGAAUCAUGUUGGAAAGAGUGAUACAAUAAUGUAUCGUGAUGUACUGCUAAAGAUCAUCAAUUGGUACUGCCUGCCAGAGAUAUUCAGUGUGGACCGUCAGUUGUUUGAGGAGAGUAACUGUGGCAUCAAGAGGAUUGAGUUGAUUGAGCUGUGUUGGAGAUACACUGUCACGAGACCAAUGAUCACUAUGGAGUCGGUGCUGGACAUUCAGCGCUUCCUUCAACAGUUGGCCGACAGCGACACGUCGUCCAAGCCUCGUCUGGUAAUCGACCUCGUGCACAAUGUGGACAACGUUCGAAAUGAUUACUUUGAGCGAUUGAACAAGGAUGAUGACGCCGACCACGACUAUGACUAUGAGAUCGAGCUGGGCAUUUACUGUCUCACCACAACAUUCUAUCUCAGUGCCUAUCGUUACUUCAAGUUCCUCAUCACUGGUACCACGGUAAUCACACAGAAGCAUACAGGAGAGAGUGUUGGUAACUCUGGAAACAGUGGCAAUGUUGGCAACACAGACAACACAUUGAUAUUUGAUAUCAACUCUGUGCCAUUAUACAUGCUCACACAUCAAGUGCUGUACUACUCGAAUGCCAACGAGUUAUUUGUGGACAAGUACAACUCAAUCUCUUACAACAAACAGAUGAAUGAGGCCAUUCGCUAUCUGACACUAUGCAUGGACAGCUACAGCGACCUCAAUCAAGACCCCUGGAAGGAUCGCUACAAGGAGCUGUCCGAGACCUGGAGCGAUCCAGAGUUCUAUUGGAUGAGCACAAGCUUGGCAGACUGUCACUACUAUUAUGAGUCAUACUCAACAUCUUUGAGCUUCUACAAGAAGAUCAAGCAACAACUCUCUGGCUUCUCAACGAGGACAUUGUUGCCGUUGCCUGGAAACAGGAUGGUGUCAUUCGAUCCCACGGACGACUUGUGGGUAAACAGAUUGUUCUUGCAUAUUGCAAUGACCAAUCACUCAGAGAUUGAAUCAUCCAUUCGAUAUCUGCUCGAGGUGCUCAUAUCGAUACCACUUGCAGACUUCCUGCCACCCACAAGUCAAUCACUCCACACGAUUAAGCCAUACUUCGCACCGUUCACACAGCAAGAGAUAACAUUCUGGUGCAUAGAUUCAUUGGCAGCAUGCUACGAGCGACUGGGCAUGGUUGGUGAGAUGACUGUACUCUAUCAAUGUUACUGGCAGUACUAUAGACCACGAUUCCAAAUGAUCGUCUACGAGAUACAAAAGAGUGGCUCAACAUCAAUUGGUCGACCCCUGACUAUAAGCCCACCUUUGGUGGAUUUGGACAAAGAUGGACUACCCUUAUCAAACAUAUCCAAGAAGGAUCUCCAGAAGGGAUUCUUCUUCCCAAGGUUCUUUGAGUACAUCAUAAAUAUUGACAUGUUGGAGGAGUUUAGUUUGUUGUUGAACCAAGGAUAUAGAUUGGACAUAUUACAAGGUGCCAAGGCGAAUGUUCCAAACAAGGAGUUGCUGAUGAUCAUCGAGCAACAUAUCACUUCAUCAACCAAACGUAGUGAUAUAUCUCUGUCACAAUUACUAAACAAAUUCUUUGUGGAGGAGCUGGAGCACUUCACAGCCAAGCAACAGAAUAAAAUGACCGAUGACUGA
Messenger RNA from Acytostelium subglobosum LB1, 1827 nucleotides. RefSeq lists its product as hypothetical. NCBI's taxonomy places the organism in Eukaryota, Evosea, Eumycetozoa, Acytosteliales, Acytosteliaceae. The transcript has 4 exons. The coding region runs from base 1 to 1827 and encodes 608 amino acids. The record is from RefSeq and is a predicted model, not a curated record.